Molecule: messenger RNA, 1756 nt
Organism: Fomitopsis serialis
Lineage: Eukaryota; Fungi; Basidiomycota; Agaricomycetes; Polyporales; Fomitopsidaceae
Exons: 3
Coding region: 154-1551 (465 amino acids)
Source: RefSeq, a predicted model, not a curated record
AUUUUAUUUCAAUCUCGAUCGCGGGAUUUGCCGUGGCCUAAUGCGCAACUUACAUCCAACUUACAUCCUCUUGCAAGGGGUUGUCCUCUUCCUGCUCUUCCCGCUCUUCCUGCUCCUCCUUCCUCCUCGAUUCCACUGAUACCUGCACUCGCGAUGGCGGUCACGAUGCUCAUUCAGUAUAGAGCGGACAAGGCUCGUCUGUUCAAUAUAUACCAAGAGGACGCGGAACGGUACCUAGCGGGCUUCCUUGGAGACGACUUGCGGACGUUGGGGCUGCCGAUGCCACACGAAUGUGUCUUCAAGUCGUGGCGCACAGGAUUUGUCCUGUGCAAUUGGGACGCGGCGGAUGGCAGCGUGUGUUUGUUUCGCUCUAGGUAUGUCUCCGACUCUGAUCAGACCCACAGUCGUUGCACCGGCAGCUCAUCGCUGCCUUCCAAGACAUUCGCAGAUCCACGAGGUCGUUUCCGGAUCUGUUCAUGUGAGCUGUCGUACGCUACAUCACAGCAUCCUACGCUUCACACCGUCCCCUUCGUCAGUGGGAGGAUCGAACUACAUGACGGCGGAUCGCGGACGGUCGCCUCCGCGCCCUUCGCUUAUAAAAGACAGAAAAAGGCAUCUGCGCACACACGCGAUGUGCCUGCCCCAGGCCCCGGCAAGGCCCCCACCGCGCCCAAGUCGACGCUCCUCGCGAGACAUGCGAGUUCGCCGCUGGCGCGACCAAUGGCACCGUCACACCAGUACCACACAAAUCACUUCGUGCCCAGGUUCCACGGCGAGGCUGACAGCUCCACAGAUGAACGUUCCGCCGCUCCCAAGGAAACACCUUCGUCGACAGGCCUGCGUCCGGAUACCGCAGCGUUCAGUGCCCCAGCAUCCGGCGUGGGGUUCGCGUCCCGUUCGAAAACUACAGAGUUGCCUGCGGCCACCGCUAACGGGACAACGUCCGCACGGCCACAAGGCUUCGUAGUCCCCAAGGUCGAGGAGGAGAGCCACGACGCUAUCCUGCACAGCAGUCCUCCAGCCCUGAAGCGACCGUCGCAGGAGUCUCCUCGACGCGGCCUCUUCCCUCCUCCCAGCGCCUCGUACGCGUUUGCGAAGAGCUCCCGCUCAAGUCCGUCGCCCUCGCGCGCGAGCCACGGGUCCUCUGCGUCGUCGAUGUUCUCGGCCAGGAGCUCGGCGACGAGCAUGUCCAGCAUCAGCACGACGGCGUCGGACGUGGGUACGCUGAUGCGCGAGGUGUGGGACGUGCGUCGGGAGAUGGCGGCGCUGCGUGCGCGGGAAGCGGCGCUGGUGCAGCGGCUGGAGCAGGGAAACGCGCGCCCGGGAGAGGUGCCUCUGCGUGCGCGGGAGCGGCCAUGGACUUCGGAAGGACGUGGAAUGCGUUCAGGGGCUGAAGGUAGUGCAGCAGGUAAGCAGAGGACGUGGCAGCGGGAGAGAUGGAUGUGGCAAGGAAGGACGGGGGCGCUUGCCGGGAGCUGGCGCCGAGACCGCGUUGCGACGGGGCUUAGCGGGCGAAUGGGGAGACGGAGAUGGACCGUCAAUAAUUCGUGAGUCUGUGCACAUCCUAGGGUAUAGAUGACGCGUUGGACUCGUCCUAGGGUAUAAAUGCCGUCGUGCACUCGUCCUAGGUGUAAGGGCGCUGGACUCGUCCUGGACACAUUGGGCGCACUUCCAGCAGGGCACACGGGCCGUAGGAUACAGCUCUCAUUGUAUUCUAACGGAUUCGGAGAGAAAUGACAUCGAUUUUCAGCUACCC